Messenger RNA from Debaryomyces hansenii CBS767, 1671 nucleotides. RefSeq names its product ERMES complex subunit (gene MDM34). Gene Ontology annotation, cellular component: ERMES complex. Gene Ontology annotation, biological process: mitochondrion organization; phospholipid transport. The transcript has a single exon. The record is from RefSeq and is a predicted model, not a curated record. Gene Ontology annotation, molecular function: lipid binding. The coding region runs from base 1 to 1671 and encodes 556 amino acids. NCBI's taxonomy places the organism in Eukaryota, Fungi, Ascomycota, Pichiomycetes, Serinales, Debaryomycetaceae.
AUGUCAUUUAAUGUGAACUGGAACUCGCUAGAGACAGAGUCAUUAAGUUCAUGGACGAAAGAGUUAUUGACGGAUGCAUUGAAUUCGGGGAAGAGACCGAACAUCCUUGCGUCGGGCAUUCAGAUUAAAGAUUUAAAUUUUGGAAAGGUGGGGCCCAGUUUUGAGAUUUUGGAGAUUGGAGAAUUGGAUAAAGACAGGUUUAGGGGGAUUUUUAAGAUAAACUACGAAGGUGAUUUCCAUUUGACGUUGCAUACGAAGGUUCAGGCCAACCCACUCAAGAUAUACAGCUCGAACUCAUUGGACAGAGAGGUGAAUCAGUUUGAUGAAAUGAACAAUUUCGUGACGCCGGAUUUUCUUCUCUGUAACGAUCCAUUUGCAUUACCGUUAGAUUUGAAACUCAGCGACAUCAAGAUAUCGGGGAUUGGGAUAAUUGUGUUUAGUCAGACCAAGGGACUAACUCUUGUGUUCAGAAAUGAUCCGUUGGAUUCGAUCAAAGUAUCAUCAACUUUCGACACCGUGCAGGUGUUGGCAAAUUUUUUGCAAAGCCAGAUUGAAGACCAGAUCGGAGAUCUAUUUAGGGAAACAUUGCCAACGUUGAUCCAUGAAUUGUCAUUGAAGUAUACUUCGUUGAACGAAUCCAAUUUCAGUGACUUGCAAUCUAAAUUGAAGAGCAAGAUGAACAAUCUCGAUACAGAAGACUUAGAGAAAAUAUCCAUUAACGAUGUCAAUUCGGAAUUCAAUUAUUCCAGCACCAACUUACGAAAGAACAUGAACCUUUUCAAUUCAAGAGAAACCUUAAACUUGAGUAUUCCAAAGUUAAAGAAUAUUGUACAAAGAUCACACUUGGAAAAGUUUAACAAGCAUUUGCCAAACUUGGUCAGCACUUUGAAUUUAAAUCUUAAUUUGCCCGAUGUUAACGUCAACAACAACAUCGCUCCCUCUCAAAAUAAUAACUGCAUUCCAAUCGAUUUGCUAAUCAAUAAUAAUAACAACCUCGAAAAUAUUUUGACCGAAAUCUCCAGCAUUCAAACCAGCAGCUAUUAUAAUAAAUUGAAUAGUAAUAACAAUGGGUCAAAGCCUAACAGGAGGGUCAUCAAACUAGGUGGAAAGAAAUCUAAGAAGGCAAGCAGUGCUAAUCCUUUGGACCAAACCCCAGAAUACAGCGAAGUGUCUACUUUGAUAGAUGAUUCAAUGGAACAUUCCACGAUCGAACAUUCUACUUUUGAAAGUCCCGUCUCGUUAGAACAUGCGAAUUUGAUUGAUUUAAAGCAACCCAAACCAAUGAGAUGUACAAGGGAUAUCAGUAUCGACACUUCAAAGCCUAUUCUCUCGCAUUCACAUUUCCACGCCAACGGCAACUCAAAUACGAACUCUCCUCACCACCCUAACUCUUCCUUGUUACGUGGUGUAGGAUUGGGUAAUAACUACUUCAACUUUACCAGCAACCAACAGAUCUCCACCUCCCAUAUCGAAAACGACGAAGACAGAUUAAUGAAUAAAAAAUCUAACAAUUACAUUGAUAUCAAGUCUAUCAAUAACAAAUCCGUUGAUUCGAAGAACAUCGACCAAUGGAAGAAGUUGGAUUUUGAUAAAGCUAGCCUUAGACAAAAUUGCAGCUCGCCGCAGCAUAAUGUUUUCGAGGUACCACCACCACCACCAUAUCAAUAUUAG